Molecule: messenger RNA, 2479 nt
Organism: Helicoverpa armigera (cotton bollworm)
Lineage: Eukaryota; Metazoa; Arthropoda; Insecta; Lepidoptera; Noctuidae
Product: peroxidase-like
Exons: 12
Coding region: 30-1910 (626 amino acids)
Biological process (GO): response to oxidative stress
Molecular function (GO): peroxidase activity; heme binding
Source: RefSeq, a predicted model, not a curated record
AGUAACAAAUAGUUACAUAGAGAAUAAACAUGUUUUUUCUCAUAGUUUUGUGUUUUAGUGUAUUUAGUUCAGCCAGAGGGAUUGUGUACGAUAGUUUCACGGGAACUCCUGUGAGUCAAGAUGUGGUUUUGCGACAUAUUAAGGAUAAUACAACUUUUUGGUGCAUAAAUGACAUCCAACCCUGUGAUGCAGAAGAAUGGAGACGUUUAGACGGAUCUUGCAACAAUUUGAAACACCCUGCCAGGGGAACUACACAUACACCAUUUUAUAGAAUGCUGCCGGCAGUUUCUGAUAAAGAUUGUGGUCCAAACUCAAAGUCAGAUCUGCCUCUCGUAAGACGAGUUAGAACAAACUUUCUAUCAGAAGCUCAAGUUCCGGACCAAACGUUCACAGUACUGGCUUCUUAUUUCCUCGUAUUUAUAUCGACCGAUGUCAGCAAUCUACAUGACACAAUAAACUACAUUCUCUGGACUCCAUACUGCUGCCUUCCUAAAGGCAAGGAGGAUGAUAUGUGCGCUCCCAUACAAGUGCCGGCUGAUGAUCCAGUGCAUCGCUUCUCUGGUAUUCGAUGCUUUAACUUGACGAGACCUAUGACUUUCCAAAGUCAAGGAUGUCGGAAGAAAGAUACGUUUCCUGAAAGGAUAAUGAGUGCAACACCACUAUUCGAUUUAUCGAGCGUUUACGGAAACUCUUUGGACAAAGCGUUAGAAGGGAGACUCUUCAAAGGCGGAUUGCUGAAGUAUGAAGUCGAAGAUGGCAGGAUUUGGCCACCACAGGAUGUCAACCAUACCUCUUGUCUUAGGAACCAAAAACCUUAUGAAACGCGGUGUCAUAAGACGCCAUCAGACGAAAUAAACUCUCUCAUGCCUAUAAACAUUGUAACUAUUUGGUUCUGGAGACUUCACAACCACAUAGCUAACCGACUAGCGAAGAUGAACCCUUGUUGGGAUGAUGAGAAACUGUUUUAUACUACAAGAGAUAUUAAUAUAGCUAUACAGGCCCAGAUUCUGUUGUAUGAGCUAUUGCCGAUGAUGAUGGGAUACGACAAUCUUAUAAACGACGGAGUGUUGUACCCUCAUGGCUUCAGGGACAUUUACAAAAAACAACUAAUGCCACAGUUAUCCAUGGAAUUCCCGCUAACAUUACGAUGGUUACAUAAGAUGCAGGAAGGCACCAUAAAAAUGUACGACGCCAACGGUACCUACAUAAAGAAGGAGGCCAUAGUUGACCUCUCCAUCAGAACAGGCUACUUGGCAGUAGACAAUAAUAUAGACUACCUGACACAAGGCAGCUUCAGACAACCCAGUGCUAAGAUGGAUGAUCAUGUUGUGGAUCCUGAUAUGGCCGAGAGAAUGGCAGGAAUAUUCCAAGUAUCCCAGGACACAUUUUCCAGUGACUUGGCUAAAAACCGCCUCAUGUACAUUCAGCCUUAUGUGAAGUAUUUGGAGCACUUUAGUGGUAGAACUAUCAGCAGUUUUGAAGAUCUUGCGGAGUACUUUGAACCAGAGGUUUUAGUAAAACUGUCAGAGCUAUACAAAUCGGUGGAAGACAUAGACUUGCUAGCAGCCAUGUGGGUGGAGAAGCCACUAGACGGCGGUCGGGUUCCACACAUGUUCUACUGUAUUGUUGUAGAACAGUUGCUUCGAACCAUGCAAUCUGAUCGGCACUGGUAUGAGAGGCCUAAUAGACCUCAUGCGUUUACUAUUGAACAACUUCAAGAAAUAAGGAAGGUGUCGAUCGCAAGAGUGCUAUGUGAUGUUGGAGAUACUGUCACUCAUAUACAGGCGAGAGCUUUCCAAAGAAUCGGACCUGAGAAUCCAAUGCAAAGUUGUGAAGAAAUACCGGACAUCAAUAUAAAAGCUUGGAAAGACUACACUUGCAGCAAAAAAAUUAAAUCACCGUGCGACUAGUUAUUUAAUAAAUAUUAAUUUAUUUAAGGAUAGAUAAGGAAUUAAAUAAGUUUUGAAAAAAGAGUGUAUUUAAUGUGGCUGUAGCUGGGUAACAUUUUCAAACCACAGCUCAUUUUAUGACGCAGCAUAUGAAAUUGUUAUUUUUUAAUCAAUAAAUGACAUCAUUAAUCUUGCGGAUUAUAAGGGAAAUAAUUAUAAUGAAACCGAUCUGCUGUGUUCUAUGGAUUAUGUUAACAAUACGAUUCUAACAGUACCUACGCGAUUUGUAUAACUUAGGUAUUAGAAAGUAAACAAUCAAAUUAACUUAACAGCUGUGACCACACAACACAGAACAAAGUACGAGUAUGUUUACAACCUAAAUCGUGCAUGAAGUGAAUCGUGAGACAUAAAACUUAUCAAUAAGUGACGUCACGCGAAAUGCGUGUAGUGAAAGGGAAGCGCCAUUUCGCGUAUCAUAGCAACCGGUUCCAUGGUGUAAUGGUUAGCACUCUGGACUUUGAAUCCAGCGAUCCGAGUUCAAAUCUCGGUGGAACCUUCGUUUUAUACUUCGAUACAUUCAUUGAUGAGAC